Electrophorus electricus (electric eel) is the source of this 2418-nucleotide messenger RNA. The record is from RefSeq and is a predicted model, not a curated record. NCBI's taxonomy places the organism in Eukaryota, Metazoa, Chordata, Actinopteri, Gymnotiformes, Gymnotidae.
UCCCUGUCAGUCGAGUAAGCAUGUCGCUAGCCGGCUAGGAAACUAGCUGGCUGGAUCACUCUUUGGGCUUGGAGGACGGGUUCUCUAGCUAGUUAGAUAGCUAGAUAACUAACCUUCUAUUAGAUGAAAUUGCAAUAUCUCAAUAUCUCAUAUUGAGCGGGCUAGCUAGUUGUCCAUCCGCUAUAGUGAUUAACAGAAAAGAGAAAUAUUUGCUACCAAUUAUUCUACUUAGCGCUAGCUAGCUACCAUUGGCUAAUAUGGAUAAUUUCUUUGCAUGUCGCCUGGUUUAACUAUUUUACUACUCAUCUCACCUCUGAACUGUCAAAGAAUAUGCAGUUAACGCUUCCAUACUGUGCUUGCAGACAUCCUUGAAGUUUUGCUUAAGAUGCCCGUGUUUAUAAUUUGAACUUGAAAUUAAAUUUAUGACUACCGACCUAAGAUAGCUAGAAUAGUUAGCAUAAAUACUGAAUAACAUGAACAUGUAAUUGCAUAUUAGACAUUAGAUCAGGAUUAAUUUCUCAAGACUCUUGCAUUUAGUUUUGGAGGUGUUAAGUAGUUGUAAGCGUGAUUGCUAGUAGCAUGUCACGUCAGUGUUCUUUGUUCACGCUUAUCUGUCUACAUGCAGAAUGUCAAGCAAUCCUGUAAUACCUAAGUAGACUAUAGCCAGAGUCACUUCCUGAACUCCUCAGAUCAUCGACUGCUGAUCAUUAAUGGGUGUCCUGUUUGGUUUGAUAUGAACGAAACACUAGACUAUGCCAAAUGCCUUGUUUGUAAAGCUUCUUCUCGAAAUGGUACUUUAUUUGGACAAGACUGCUAUACAGGAAAGUAUCUUCAGUGCGUGGUCCUCAAUGUGACGGACCGAAACUUCGAAUCCAGUUACGCUAUGGGUCAAGACCGGGGAAAAUACGAUUUUUACAUCGGUCUUGGUUUGGCUAUUAGCUCCAGUAUAUUCAUUGGAGGAAGUUUUAUACUUAAGAAAAAGGGACUCUUACGACUUGCCAGGAAGGGCUCUAUGCGAGCAGGUCAAGGUGGUCAUGCAUACCUAAAAGAAUGGCUGUGGUGGGCUGGUUUAUUAUCAAUGGGAGCUGGUGAAGGUGCAAAUUUUGCAGCAUAUGCUUUCGCUCCGGCCACCCUGGUUACUCCUCUUGGGGCUCUCAGUGUACUUGUGAGUGCAGUCCUUUCAUCCUACUUCUUGGUGGAGAGAUUAAACUUGCAUGGCAAACUGGGCUGUCUGCUCAGUAUCUUGGGCUCCACCACCAUGGUAAUACAUGCACCACAGGAGGAGGAGAUCGACAGCCUGGAAGAUAUGUCCAAGAAACUGGUCGACCCAGGCUUUGCGGUCUUUGCAACAUUCGUCAUCAUCGUAGCUCUCAUUUUCAUCUUUGUGGUUGGUCCACGCCAUGGACAGACCAACAUCCUGGUCUACAUAACUAUCUGCUCGGUGAUCGGUGCCCUGUCAGUAUCUUGUGUAAAGGGCUUGGGCAUCGCUAUCAAAGAAGCCAUUGCCGGAAAGCCGGUACUGGGAAACCCUUUGGCCUGGUUGCUGCUCCUGAGCCUGGUGGCUUGUGUUAGUACACAGAUUAACUACCUGAACAAAGCACUGGACAUCUUUAACACCUCACUAGUCACUCCCAUUUACUACGUGUUUUUUACCACUUCUGUGCUUACCUGCUCUGCCAUUUUGUUCAAAGAGUGGGAACACAUGGGCUAUGAUGACAUCAUCGGUACACUGACUGGCUUUGUUACAAUUAUAGUGGGCAUCUUCCUGCUGCACGCUUUUAAGGAUGUUAAUGUCAGUCUGGCUACACUGGCUGUUUCCAUCAGAAAGGAGGAACACAAUGGUCCUACGUCCAAUGGAGUGGCAGGCCAUAGCCAUUGCUCUUAUGAAUUACUGGACAAUGAGAUCACAGGGGAUUCUGAGGCCAGGGAGAUGGGCUUAGUUUUUGACAGUGUCUCCAGAAGAAAUGGAAGUACUGCAGCUUCUUAGGGCCAAAAAGGAACAGGGUUUGGAGCAGCUAAUCCAAUCCAAUAGUGUUCUGUUCUGCUGUGUGGACAUUCAGCACCUCACCUCACCCUUGACAAACUAAGGCAAUCGCAGGCAAAAAAGUGACUGAUGGACCAGCUGAUUGUAUGGGUGUUUUUUCCCCCUUUCUGCCUUACUUUCAUGGUUGAACUUUCAUGGUGUAAGGCUUCAUCUAAAUCCUCAUUCCUCUGAUUUCCUUUCUACAAAGUAUACUGAUCAGUCAUGUUCUUUUUAAUAAAGCAACCUUAUGUAUCUGAAUAAGGUACAGUCAUACUGAAUUAACAAAAGUCAGAUUUGUUACAUAUUUAUUGAAUUAAAAUCAGAUUACAGUUAUUCCAAUACAAAAAGCAAAUGUUUAACAGGAGUAAAAACAAUAUUAAACCUUAUUUUAAGAA